CUUAAAUGAACGGUGCGAGUACACUGUAAAUACACAGUAAAAAGUCCUAUGUAAACAAUAGAGAAUUGACGUUCUGUAGUUUUCUGCUUGCAAUAGAGCCCUGCAUAUAUGACAUAUGGCUGAAGGUGGCUCAAGCAUAGACACGACACGGGAGUCAUCUGUUGAUUCAGAAGUGGUGAAACUUAAGGUGAAGCAGAAGGACUGUGAGUUGACAGUGGCACAAACUGAACUGUCGUGGACAAUUAAAGACCAGAAGAAAAAUUGUACAUUUUCUGUACGUCGUCGGGACCUGGUGGCAGUCAAAACAAAAGAGGAUGUGAAGAAUAAAGACUCUACAGUCUUGACGGUUGUUUACGUGAAACAGCAAAAGGAUUUUGUUUUGAAACGCUGUGAAGAGUCAUUUAGUGGCAGUAAUAGCGUGUGCUUGGCAGUGGCGAAAACCCUCCAGGAUGGAAUUAACCAAUGUGCUGACAGGCCAAAGCGUCUCCUUGUAUUGAUCAAUCCUAUCUCCGGGUUUUCAAGAGGAGAGAAGAAUUACAAAAACAUUUGCGCCCCUAUUUUUGAGGAAGCCGGCAUUCAAACUGAUGUCAUAGUAACCGCUAGAGCACAUCACACAGAAGACAUUCUGUCUACUUAUGACCUCAGCUCCAUUGAUGGUAUAACCUUGGUUGGCGGAGACGGCCUGUUCCACGAGGCAGCGAAUGGGAUUGUCAGGCGUAUGGCGGUUGAAACCGGAAGUGACAUAAACAACCUCGAAUUCUCACCAAUGGAAUUUACGAUUCCAAUGGCUUUGAUUCCUUGUGGUACAGGUAAUGGAGUCGCAAAGCAAUUUCUUCGAAACUAUGACAUCUCAACUGCUGUAUAUGCGAUUGUAAUUGGGUUUCGCUAUAAGGCAAAUAUAUGCAGCGUGUGCUCGGAGGGCAGAUUGCUUUCUUACUCCGUUCUUCUAGUCGGAUACGGUGUAUGGGGAGACAUCAUAUAUGCUGCUGAAACAAAAAGACAUAUGGGAGUUUUGCGAUAUCCAGCAUCCUUUUUGUCGUUGCUGUUUGGGAGGUUUCGAACUCUCAAAAUAAAGAUCGAUAUAAAAGCUCCACUGGAGUUUCUAGAGCGCAAUUCAGCAACUAUGGCGUAUUUGGAACAACCCACUGCGUCUGGUAUUAAUUCUAAAGGCAAGGAGACCGAUGUAGACACUCCUGGUCAGGACUCUGAACCGGAGCCGAAGAAAAGUGACGUGUCUGAAAACAGAUCUAACUUUACUUCAUACGAUGGGUAUUUCACCGGGGCUAUUGUGUUUGUUGAACCGCUUUCCUCAUUCGUGAACAUGUUCAUAAAUCCAACACAAGAAGCUGUAACAAACGUGACACAAAUCUAUAUGUCCAAACCAUGCAGAAAAUUCAAGUUCUUCAAAUCUACUUUUCAACUUCUGGACUUGAAUUCGGAAAUCGUCAACAAACCGGCAGAACCAUUUUUGGAAUUAGUUUUCAAGGAGCUUAAAAUCAGAUUAUUGGACCCGCAAGAGGCAACAUCCGAAUCUGGAAGAAAGGAAUUGAUUUUAAAUAUUGACGGAGAAAUAACCAGACUUGAGCAACCAGAGAUUCAUAUCAAGAUGUUCCCACAACGAAUCCCACUGUUUUGCAAUAUCCCUGCCAUCGUUGGUAGAUAUUAAAGUGGCAGAUAAAAAUGAAGAUUAGUUGACGGGUGAUUCUUGUUAUAUUUGGAGCAAACAUGAGGUUGUGUUUCAAAGUUUUCUUGAAUUGUGUUUUAUUCUCUUUUGAAUCCAUUAACGUUAUAUAUUCUUUAAAAUAAUAAUAAAAUGUGUUGUUGUUGUGGUUGUUUUUCACUGUACCUUUUCUCUUUAAGGAAAUAAAUUGAUUUCAUAGUAAGUGUACUUGAUAAUUAAUGACAUGUUUGUGUCACAUGCCGAGAAAAUGGUGUAAUAAGUGUGUCACUUUGCAUCGCAAUACUAGUGUUCAUGACCAUUAUUAUAUGGUAUAAGCAUAUUAUUGCAAUCAUAAAAAGGUUAUAAUUAAUUACCACAGUAUAAUCAUGUAUUUCAUUUUUAAUAAUGAAGUAUUUGUGAAUUUAGUGUUUAUUAAUUGGAAUUAAUUAUGUGUUAUUAGAAUUAAAUAUGUGUUUGACACAAUAUUUUGCUUUAUUUUAAUGCAGCUAAAAUUUCAUUUUGUUUUUCUUUGAGUUGUGCACUGAAAUACGCAACGGUUUGUCUUAAAAAAGGUCACCUGAUCAUUGUAUUAACCUUUUUAGUCCGCUAGAGUACGAAAUCAAAGCCAGAUUAAGGUAUUGUAUAUUUAUUCGGAAUAUGUUUUGUCAUGCAUUGUUCGCUUACUUGAGUACACAACAAUACUCAUAUUUAAAGGUAUACAUGAAACUUUACACAAUGUUGUGGUGUUAAGAACGUUCAUUAUUACAAGUAUUUAAAUGUGGUAUUACGGAAUGGAUUUUUACUGUAUUUUGGCCAUCUCUUUAUCUGUGUUAUGGAAGCCGUAGUUUUUGUUAUGUAAACAAAAUAGUAACAGUUUAAGCAAUUUAUCCUCGUUUAUCUUGUUUGUAUUUGUUUUAUUUGUGUAUUAGUGUUUAUUGUUAAGGUACAUUUUAGUCCAUAGAUAAUAUAAGAAUAGCAUAUGUGCCAUAUUACGAUAAGAAGUUUUUGUACUAUUCACGUUUACUCUGUUAAGCACGACAUAUUUAUAUUUCAUCUAAUUAUUAAUGUUUGUUAAUGGCGUGUGUUAUUUUCCAAGUACAAUGGUGUAUUAUUAUGGUGAACAUAUCAUUUGAAUGUCUUACUAUUCUUGUUGUCAUGUGCAAUUUUGUAUUAAAAAUAUAGACCGCU
This is a messenger RNA of Dreissena polymorpha, 2848 nucleotides long. Its product is annotated as ceramide kinase-like. The transcript is spliced from 13 exons. Gene Ontology annotation, molecular function: kinase activity. The record is from RefSeq and is a predicted model, not a curated record. Bases 116 to 1666 code for a protein of 516 amino acids. Lineage: Eukaryota; Metazoa; Mollusca; Bivalvia; Myida; Dreissenidae.